GCGGCGGAUCGAGGGGAAGAUGGGGCAACGGCGUGAUGGGAUGUGGCUGGGUGCUCGGUGGGCGAGAGACUGGUGCUGCGGAAUGGGUGCCGAGGGCAGCUCUGCCUCCUGCGGGGCUCGUCCCUGGCCCGGCUCGCGUUCCCUAACCCCAAGCCCUGGCAGCCCUCCGCUUGCCUCUUGGGCGGCUAGAUCGAAGUCCAGCUGGAGGCCACGCUGGCCGGGGGCAGUCGGCGCCCACCCUCCUGGGCCCUUCUCUAUCCUGCCCGGAGCGCGAGCUGGGCAUGAGCUAACAUAACAGACUUCGGGUCCUUCUCCCGGGCGUUUAUUCUGCAAGCAAUCAUUCGGCCAUUCGUGCCAGCACUGCUAGCGGCCUCUAGGUUCAAGCUCUGUGUUAGGUGUAAACACACGCUGCUCUUUUUUUACUGAGCCGUUUUAUUUAGUAGUGCUGUCUUCGCCAUCCCUUAUCUUUACUGCAUAGAACCUUAAGGCUAAGUCAGCACCUGGAACCUUUAAAACAAGUAUUUUAAUGGCAUUCCACUUUAAAUUCUAUUGAGUGACACUAAUCCGUGUCGUCUCUGGUUAUAUAAACUUUUUGUAAGUUAGUAAAAACUCAUUUUGUUCCAUUGCUUUUCUUUUUCUUUUUUUUAAUUAAACUGUGAGUUUAGAGUAGUGGUUCCUAAUCUUUCCCCCAUUUACCAGCUUUUCCUUAUGAAUGGCAGGAGUCCUUUUUCUCUAAACAGUGCCUGAAUUUCUCCUUCCCAGCUGUUAUUCCGCAAUUGUUAUUCCUUAACUUGCUGGGUUGUUGUUUUUUCCCCCCACAACCAGUGUCUUUUUGCUUAUUCCUGGGCAAGAAAUUUCCUUCAGCCACACGGCUUAUAUCCCAGGCUCUGGGCAGCCUACUCUAAAAUACACCUUUGAAAGAAGAAAGCCCGUCAGGUGUUGAGGUGGGCUGAAAAGCCUUCUUCAAGAAGUGUGCUUAUUGGUGAAAAUAAAACACAGGUGCUGCUGCUGCUGUGGGUCCUGGGACCAGAGUUUGAGAACUGACAACACCAACCUGUGGAUGCAUUUCAGGAAAGAAAAAAGGCCCUGUUUGCUGUGUGGAGAAUGGAUUGGAAAAGAGAAAGUGGGAGAUGGUGUAGGAAACAGUUGCAGAAGCCCAGAGUACUUUCUAACCAGUGCCUGGGGCCAUCCCGAAUACUGACUGACCCAGGUGUCUGGAUGGAGACUUGAACCGGCAGAAGGAAGACGCACCUAGGAGGAAGUGGCAGAGGAUACCAACAUGGAGAAGAAGCCCCAGGAUGGCAGGAAAGGCGCCCCCCACAGAGAACUGCCCCCCAUCGUGGGGCUAUUGCUGGCCAUGGCCCUCAUGAACCUGCUGCUCUACCUCUGCCUCGACUGGCUCUUCAUUUCCCCUCGGCGCGCCGCCCCGGGCCCCGGUCACUGUCCCUACGGCUCCUUCAGAAUGGGACAGAUGAAAACCUGCUCCCCGUGGCUGUCCUGCCAGGAGCUGAGGACAGAAGUGAGGCAGCUGAAGCGCGUUGGGGAGGGAGCUGUGAAGAGGGUCUUUCUGUCGGAGUGGAAGGAACGCAAAGUCGCCCUCUCACGGCUCACUGGUCUGGAGAUGAAGGAUGAUUUCCUCCACGGACUGCAGAUGCUGAAGUCUCUGCAGAGUGAACAUGUUGUCACGCUGCUCGGCUUCUGCGAGGAUGACAACACCAUUCUUACUGAGUAUCACCCCUUAGGGUCCUUGAGCAGCCUGGAAGAAACAUUAAACCUUUCCAGGUACCAACAUGUAAACACCUGGCAGCAGAGGCUGCAGCUGGCCAUGGAUUAUGUUAGCAUCAUCAACUACCUGCACCACAGCCCCCUGGGCACACUGGUCAUGUGUGACUCCAACGACCUGCCCAAGACGCUGUCCCAGUACCUGCUGACCAGUAACUUCAGCAUCGUGGUGAACGACCUGGACGCCUUGCCCCUGGUGAACCGCAGCGCCGGGACGUUUGUGAAGUGCGGCCACAGGGAGCUUCAUGGGGAUUUCGUGGCUCCAGAGCAGCUGUGGCCCUAUGGAGAGGACACGCCUUUUCAGGACCAUCUCAUGCCCUCAUAUGACGAGAAGACUGACAUCUGGAAGAUUCCAGAUGUCUCCAGUUUCCUUUUGGGGCAGGUCGAGGGGAGUGAUAUGGUCCGAUUCCAUCUGUUCGAUAUUCACAAGGCCUGUAAGAGCCAGGCUCCUGCAGAGAGACCCACGGCUCAGGACGUCCUGGAUACUUACCGGAAGGUGAUGAAUUCACUCAGAGAUACGGUGAUGUCUCAGACAAGAGAAAUGCUCUAAAAACUAGUGCAGUCAGGGAAGGGAUUUAAGGGACACGUGGAAGAGUGACACAGUUCUGCUCUGACGGUGAGCUCGCUGCUCCGUGGCUCUUCCUCUGCACACCCCCCCACCCGCCCAGCCACCUGGGCGGCAGUUGCUAAGCAAGAGCAAAGCAGGCUUAAGUCUGGUUUUACUUCUAAAAAUAAUCCCUCCCAGGUGAAGAUGCAGAGAAGCAGUGAAUUUUAACUCUAUCUGAAGGAAGUAACAAAAACGUAGCUACAAAGAGGCUUCCCCUAUCCUAAGUAAUUGAGUUUGUAAGCUUGUAAGAAAGGUAGAUAGAGAAGAUUUUUAAAUGGCAAUAUAUGAAAGAAACAUAGCUCUGGCCAGGUAGCUCACUUGGUUAGAACACUGAUCCUGAUAUGCCAAGGUUGUGGGUUCAAUCCCAGUCAGGGCACAUAUAAGACUC
This is a messenger RNA of Phyllostomus hastatus (greater spear-nosed bat), 2777 nucleotides long. It is a transcript of the gene POMK, whose product is annotated as protein O-mannose kinase. Gene Ontology annotation, biological process: carbohydrate phosphorylation; protein O-linked glycosylation; protein phosphorylation. NCBI's taxonomy places the organism in Eukaryota, Metazoa, Chordata, Mammalia, Chiroptera, Phyllostomidae. The transcript is spliced from 6 exons. Gene Ontology annotation, cellular component: endoplasmic reticulum membrane. The record is from RefSeq and is a predicted model, not a curated record. Gene Ontology annotation, molecular function: carbohydrate kinase activity; protein kinase activity; ATP binding. Bases 1280 to 2332 code for a protein of 350 amino acids.